This is a messenger RNA of Komagataella phaffii GS115, 894 nucleotides long. Its product is annotated as Putative mitochondrial transport protein. The record is from RefSeq and is a predicted model, not a curated record. Gene Ontology annotation, biological process: glycine import into mitochondrion. Gene Ontology annotation, cellular component: mitochondrion; mitochondrial inner membrane. Gene Ontology annotation, molecular function: glycine transmembrane transporter activity. NCBI's taxonomy places the organism in Eukaryota, Fungi, Ascomycota, Pichiomycetes, Pichiales, Pichiaceae. The transcript has a single exon. Bases 1 to 894 code for a protein of 297 amino acids.
AUGUCCAAUAACUCCAAUACCUCAUCCACGCAUCUUGUGGCUGGAUUUGUAGGAGGGUUGACUUCAUCAAUUUGUCUUCAACCAUUAGACUUAUUGAAGACGAGGGUUCAACAAACUAAGAAUGCCACUAUAACCAGUGAAUUGAAGAGAAUAUCUCAUGUCACAGAUUUAUGGAGAGGGACUAUACCGUCUGGUGUCAGAACAUCAGUAGGAAGUGCUCUUUACCUCACAUUUUUGAAUAUUACCAGAACUUUUGUUGCCGAACAGAAGGCACAAACUGUUUCUAUGAACCGAAGUAGCAGGCUACCAAAACUUUCCUCUAGUGAAAACCUCAUUACCGGUAUGUUCGCAAGGUCAGUUAUAGGAUUUGUUACUAUGCCAGUCACCGUCAUUAAGGUCAGAUACGAGUCCGUAUCAUAUAACUACUCCAGCAUGGGUAUGGCCUUCAAGGAUAUACUUACGCGGGAGGGUCCUAGAGGGUUCUUCAACGGGUUUUGGGCUACCACAGCAAGAGACGCACCAAAUGCUGGGCUCUAUGUCCUGUUCUACGAACACUUCAAGUCUUGGUUGCCGAAAUUAAUAGAUCGGGGGGACCCAAGCGAUAAGUCUGUAUACUCUUCUUCCAAGUCUGCAUUAAUUAACUCCAUGUCGGCCACCCUUUCGGCCUCACUUUCAACUAUCAUCACUGCUCCAUUUGACACAAUUAAAACUUGCAUGCAGCUCUACCCUCAAAAAUACCCAACAUUAUGGGGAACAGGUAUUUCGUUAGUGAGAAAUGAAGGUGUUUCAAGAAUGUUCAAUGGGCUUUCUUUGAGACUAAUAAGAAAAGCUGGUUCCGCUGGUAUCGCCUGGUGUAUCUACGAAGAGCUAAUCAAAGUAGCUUCCACUUUUUAA